Messenger RNA from Engraulis encrasicolus (European anchovy), 5724 nucleotides. Its product is annotated as microtubule cross-linking factor 2. The transcript has 12 exons. The record is from RefSeq and is a predicted model, not a curated record. NCBI's taxonomy places the organism in Eukaryota, Metazoa, Chordata, Actinopteri, Clupeiformes, Engraulidae. Bases 201 to 5366 code for a protein of 1721 amino acids. Gene Ontology annotation, biological process: regulation of autophagy.
GGGACCUGACCAACUGAACCUGUGCGCAAUGUGGACAUUUAACUUUUAAAAAACCCUGGUGGAUUUCUGGUCAUCUCAGACGGAUGCGGCAACAAUUGGAUUCCUUUUUACUUUUGUCGUUAUCAAGAGAUGUUUUGUCUAUGACAAUCCUGUCGGAGAGACCACGCUUGUAAAACAGACUUCAACUUCAUUCUUGGCCAAUGACGAAGGCAAGGCAAGCGGCGAAUUCCUCACCGCGGCCGCGACCCAAUAAGCGGCGAAGUGGACAGGGGAUGGACGACGGAGGAGGAGAGGGGCAGUCGAGCGCGCCACCGGAUCAAGCGCGCAGUCGGCUGUCUGGAGGGCACCUGGAGUCAGCCGUUGGUCACGAGUCGCCUAGAAGUAGUGAUGAGGCGCCAGUGACCGCGCGAGCUCAAGAUGCGCACUCGAGCAAACCUGUCACCAAAAGCCGAACAGGAACGUCGACCCUUCGCCGCACCCCGAGCGGAGGACAAGAAAUGAAACCAGAGAAGCCAAAAGUGCCCGGCAAACCAAAGCAACCGAACGGCUCUGGCAGCCAAAAGAGCUGUAAUAAAUCCUCUGGGCUGAGAAAACUAUCGGACGCCAGCAGCACUUCAGAUGAGCUGAGCAAAGACUCCGGAUGCGCCACUGGAAAGUUGUCAUCGGCAGGCAGUUGCUCAGAAAUGUCGGAUUUCACGUCGGAGGAGAAUAAACUCUCCACAGACGCCCAGUGCAGUGACACUGAGACCAAUAGCCGGGAUAGUUUCAGUGAUGUGGACAGGACAGACCUUGGACACAGUGUCUCUGGCAUCAAAAGUGCAGGCACGAAUGUUAUCAGUUCAUCGACAGCCGGUAACACCUUGGCGCCCGCACCUGGUGUUGGCGAGGGGAGCAUCUCUCCCGCGGACGAGAGACCCUUCCCCUCCAUGGAGAGCAGACUCAACUUCAGCUCCUCCGUGGCGUUCUCUGAUCUUACCGGAGAGUUUGUUGAUGGGAUGCACGACGAGCUCGUGCGAGAGAUUGAUGAUUUAAGAUCAGAAAACGAAUAUUUGAAAGAUGAGAUGGAGGAGCUGCGUUCGGAGAUGCUGGAGAUGCGCGACCUGUUCCUGGAGGAGGACGUGUACCAGCUGCAGGAGCUGCGGCACCAGCUGGAGCAGGCCAACAAGACCUGCCGCAUCCUGCAGUACCGCCUUCGCAAGGUCGAGCGCCGUAGCCUGCGCGUCGCACAGACAGGCCAGGUGGACGGGGAACUCAUACGCGCCCUGGAGCACGACGUCAGGGUUGCUAAGAGUGUGUCGAUGCGUCUGCAUGCGGAGCUGGAGACGGUGCAGAAGAGACGGCAGCAGCUGGAGUGGGAGAACCAGGAGCUGAGGGAGAGGACUCAGGACCUGGAGGUGGCCAACCAGGUGCUGCACAACGAGAUGGAGAAGACACGACAACAAGACAACACGAAUUCUCUGAGGAGGAGGAGCAUGAGGUCCUCUACUGGCAAGCCGGAGAAGAAGCUGUCCCCACAGGACGACAGUGCUGAUCUGAGAUGCCAGCUGCACUUUGCCAAGGAGGAGUCUGCCCUGAUGUGCAAGAAGCUGACCAAGAUGGCCUCCGAGAGCGAGGGCAUGCGCGAAGAGCUCUCCAAGUACCGCCUCCUCUACGGCGAUGUGGACUGUGGCCAGCUGGCGGCCGCCGCAGUGGCGGACGGUGGGGUGGCCAACUCGCCCCUGGCCCGCGAGGCGGAGGUCAAAGUUCACCUGCGUCUGGUGGAGGAGGAGGCCACGCUGCUGAGCAGGAGGAUCGUGGAGCUGGAGGUGGAGAACAGAGGGCUGCGGGCGGAGAUGAGCGAGAUGAGGGACAGGAGAGGAGGAGGAGGGGGAGGAGGGCGGAGAGGAGGAGGAGGAGAGGAGGAUGAGGAGUUCAUGAUGGAUGGAGGAGGAGAACAUCUGGCUCUGCCGGUGUGCGUGGGAGUGAUGCCUGGUCAUAUGGGUGAAAGCAGGCAGGUGACCGUGAGCAUCAAGGACAUCGCGCAGGUGGAGCCGGUGACGGUGGUCGCCAAACAGAUCCAAACGGAGGAAGGGUUCACCGUGGUGGAGGUCCCCUGCAGUAGAGUUCACAUCAGCCCUCCCGAGCCCCCCGUGACAUCACCAGUCGACACCAAGCACUCGCCUGAUGGUGUUCCGGAGAAGGUGACGAGACAUGGUAGCGCUGACCCUUUGACCUUGGCUAAAGAACUUGGCCUGAACGACCUCAAGGCUCUCCUGGCCAUUCACAACCAGGCCCUGCUGGUCAGUUCCGCCCUCGACCUCCUGAGGGCACCUGCUAAAAAUGGCCUGUCCCCUUCCUCCAACCAGAAGACCCCACCACCACCACCGCCGCCACCACUGUCCGAUUACCUGACCAAAGCAGAAUCCGACCGUCUCUCACCCAACGUCCCUCUUCCUCAUCCUCAUCCUCAUCCCCAUUCUCGGCCACGGGACUUGCCCUCCUUCAACCCUCUCUCCGGGGACCUGGAGGUGUUCCAGACCCAGCUACACGUCCUCGCCGAGCGGAUAAAGGCUCUACUGGACUCCACCGAAGCCCGCAAAGACUUGUCACCCUGCGACUCAGUGGCGCCCUCUUUGGAGAGCAAGGGUAGCGCAGGGUCGUUGUCUGUGCCAACGGUGGCGAAUGGGGAACUGGCGCAACACAACAAGGAUACGUUGGCACUGCUAAAGGUGGAUCUGUCGCCCGGCUGCCCCUGUGACCAGGAGACGCUGGUGCUGCUCACGCUUCAGCUGCGCUGGUUCCUGCAGCAGUGGAGGCAGGGGGAGGAGGCCACAGACCUGUUUGAGGUGGGCUGCCAGAAGAAGCUGCGUCUGCUGAUGGAGGGUGAGGAGGCAUCUGACACGGAGGAGGCUAAGAAGAUCAGCCCCAUGGCCCCCAAGCCCUUCCCAUCACAGGUAAAUGGUCCUGAGGACAUGGUUGUAAUGGAGCUAAAGGCGGCCAUGUUGGAUCUGAGUGGUGAGCUGCAGGAGGAGAGGAGGGCGGGGCUGGAGCUGGCCCAGCAGUUCGCCAGGGCCAAGGCAGGCUGGGCUGUGGAGAGGACCGAACUCAGAGGGGUCAUUCACACGCUGGAGAGUGCAGGCAGCAAGCUCCUUCCAGAGCUGAAGGGGGCGCCGGCGGUGCCUCUGCCUGUGCGCGGCGAGCACGUGGAGAAGCUGCAGCACAUGCUGGCCGACUCGUAUGCCGUGGUGAUGGAGCUGACGCGGCAGAUGAAGAUGCGCGAGAGGAACUGGAGCACGGAGAGGCAGGAGCUCCUGGACUACUUACAGCAGAUGCAGAUGGAGCAGCAGCAGCAACAUCAGCAGCAUGGAGGCAAAGAGGCUGAGGUUUCUGCUUUCAAGAUGUGCGCGGGUGGAAGAGGACACCAAGGCUUCGGGACACCAAGCAGGCCUAAACCCAUCCUCACCGAACCAUCUAAGACCUCAGGCAAAUCCAAAAACAGCAACGACAAAGCCAAGAACUGGCUGUACGUGAACGACGAGGCCGAGCUGAUGGACCAGCCGGACGCCCACAGGACCUGGGACUACCCCGUCAUGCCCCCCAGGUUCCCCGGCCUGAACCUGACCUUUGACCCCUCCUCCAGGAGCCACACGGCCCCCGAGAGGACCUCCCUGCGGAUCUACUACAGCCCGCCCUCCGCACGCCGCGUACACCUGUCCAAGCUCACCUGGGAGAAGGAGGACGCCUACCUGGCGGAGAAGAGCAAGGAGAUGGAAAGGCAACAAAAUGGCGGCUGUUGUUUCCCGACAACACUGGUGCAGAAGAGCAGCAGAGUAGUAGACGAAGACAUGCAGUCUCUCAGCUUUCAAACCGGGUUGCCGCUGGACUUUCACGAUCUGCUGGAGUGUAGUAGCAGUAGCAGCAGCAGCAGCAACGGCAGCGCUAACCCCAUUGGAGUGGCUAACGGAGGCGGUGGCGUGCAGCACUGCUUCUUCCAGCCCCCUCAGGUGCUCGCGGCCGCCUCGCUCCUGCACCUGGGCGGUCUGGGGCAGAUGUCCACCGCCAACCUGAGUGACGACAUGAAGGAGAUGACGGCCAGCGUGCGAUGUGGUGGCGGUGGCGGCGGCGGGGGGCCGAGCCGAGGGAGCUCCCUGGAGAGGGGGCGUGGGCUGAUGAAGGACGCCUGCAGCCAGACCACCCAGACCCAAACCCAGACCCAGACCCAAGCCCAGACCCAGGCCCAGGCCCAGGCCCAAUCACAGCCGCAGAACCAGCCCCAGGUCCAUACGGUCAGCACGGGUAUGCAGACGGAGGGGGUGAGGGGCGUUGCCGCGGCGGGGAGAUACUGGUCCCCAAGAGGCACUACAGCUUCCCUAGUGUCACCUCGUGCCCAGCACAUAUCCUCAUCCCUGGAGCGGGUGUCAGGUCGAGCAGAGAAACCCCUGCCGUGCUCCACCUCCCCCAAACUCUACCGUCGCCACUCAGCCUCGUCCCCGUUCUCCUCCUCCACUUCCUCCACCACUUCUCCAUCCAUGUCCUUCCCUCCUUCGCUCUCGUCUUCCUCCUCCCUCAGCAACAACAACCCAUCCCGUCUGGAGCCCCCGUCUAAGGAGCGUGGGGGAGGUGUGUGGGGAGGUCUGGGUUCCCAGAGGGGGUCCUCAUGGGCCCGCUCCAGCACGGGCAGAGCUGGGUCGGCAGCAGCAGCCUCUCCAGGCACAGGUGGUAGUAGUGGUGGUGGUGCCUCUACUUCUACUGCUGCUGGCACUACUCCGGAGAAGACAUCCAGCGGCCGCAAAGCCGUGGGCAUCCACCGCUACGGUCUGGUGCAGGAGUUCAUACGUAACGUAUGCGGUCGAGGGGACAAGGCAACAGCAGCCGCAGCAGCAGCAGCAGCAGGGGGAACUGAGAAAUCGGAGAAAUCAACGACAGGGUCAGUGGCAGCGGACAAAGCAGGGGUGCCCACCACGGCGGGGCGGAGGGACAACAUCGGCAUGGCGGGCCAGAAGAAGGCGGAGCGGCCGUCGUCGAGGGUUACGCUGGUCAGGCACGACAGCGUGACGAGGAUCGUGAACCGCAGGUUCAUGAAGCAGGCGCCGAAGGACGAGGCGGGCCAAAAGAAGGAGGAUCCAGCGACCCAGAGUCAGACACAAAGCCAGACGCAAAGUCAGCAGGCCCAGACCAGCAAGGUGCCCAUCAGCAAAGACAAGAACUUUGCCAUUGGCUCACUGGAGAGGGAUGGCGGUGCGUGUGACUGCAGUGCCCGCUCUCUCACGUCCUGUUUUGCUCGCCCAUCCCGCUACAACACUAACCACGCCCACAAUCCGUGCAGGCACCGCCCACAUGACUGUCCCUCAGCAGCUGCGGUGAAGGGGAACGCUGCCGCCCCGUAGAACAUUUCCACACUUCAAACUUAACAUUACACUUGCCUGACGCUCCAAAGCAACUCACAGAGAUUUAGGUUAAGGGUGUUGCUUACAGUCCCCGGAGUAACAUCAAGUUGGAUGUAUGAUACCAUCUACCUUGCGUAGGAACCUGCAACCUUCAAAUCACAAGACAAUGCCCAAUCCCAGUUGGCUCCCGUCCACACGACUGCCCCACACAAGUUUAACAAAAAAAACAUCCACUCCAGAGUGUGGCUUCAGGACUAAGGCAUGGACUCCAAUGACGGAAAACCAGGGCUUACAUUUUUAAUCGUGUAUGUUCAGGCCUGUCAGGCCUGCGUCCUUGUAAUGAUUAAAUCAGAACGCG